Messenger RNA from Amphimedon queenslandica, 843 nucleotides. RefSeq names its product proteasome subunit alpha type-2-like. The transcript has 9 exons. Gene Ontology annotation, biological process: ubiquitin-dependent protein catabolic process. The record is from RefSeq and is a predicted model, not a curated record. NCBI's taxonomy places the organism in Eukaryota, Metazoa, Porifera, Demospongiae, Haplosclerida, Niphatidae. The coding region runs from base 67 to 768 and encodes 233 amino acids. Gene Ontology annotation, cellular component: proteasome core complex, alpha-subunit complex; proteasome core complex.
GGGUCUUGUACUUCAAAAUUUUACAUGGCUUCCCGUCAAAAAUUUUAAGACUUGCCUCGUGUAAUCAUGACAGAAAAAUACAGUUUUAGUUUAACUACGUUCAGUCCAUCCGGUAAACUAGUGCAGAUAGAAUAUGCUUUGCAAGCAGUGGCGAGUGGAGCUCCGUCUGUUGGAAUUAAAGCAAAGAAUGGAAUUGUCAUUGCUGUAGAGAAGAAGCAAAAGUCACCACUGUAUGAGAAUCAUUCAAUCAACAAGGUCGAGCCAAUUAAUUCUAAGAUUGGAAUGGUGUACAGUGGAAUGGGGCCAGACUUUAGAUUACUGGUACGUAAAGCAAGGAAGAUUGCAGUAAAAUACGAGUAUACUUAUCAUGAGUCAAUACCAGUCUCACAGCUGGUCCAAAAGGUGGCAGCUGUAAUGCAAGAAUACACUCAAUCAGGGGGAGUAAGACCAUUUGGUGUCUCAUUACUAAUUGCUGGCUUUGAUGAGGAUAAACCUUACCUUUAUCAAUGUGAUCCAUCCGGGGCGUAUUUUGCAUGGAAGGCGACUGCAAUGGGAAAGAACUACAUCAAUGGAAAGACAUUUCUUGAGAAAAGAUACAAUGAUGACCUUGAGAUUGAUGAUGCAGUCCAUACAGCCAUACUCACACUAAAGGAGAGCUUUGAUGGACAAAUGACUGAAGAAAACAUAGAGAUAGGAGUUGCCAGCUCUGACGGUUUUAGUCUCCUAGAACCAGCUGUAGUGAAGGACUAUCUUGCCGCCAUUCAAUAAUAUAAUAAUAACGUGUGCAACUAUUAUUGUAUUUGUGCGACACUUUUAAUAAAAAAUGAUUACAAAACCUUGAAA